CAUCAAUUAUUUAUUAAUCUGUUGUAUAUUCUGCACUAUCAUUCCUAGAUCUUUACAUUUCCUUAGCUUUGCUCCCUUCAAUUCCUUUCUUGAACCCUUGUCCAAGAAACACAUAUUCAUCCGAUUGAUGGACACACUGAUGCUAGCUUCUUCAAUCCAGCUAAUUAAUUACACACACCUGACACAUAUAAAUAGCAGCACAGAUACACAGAUUAUUCUCAUCCAUUAACACCACUUCUCAUCUGAAGUUCAGACACACACACACUGACACAAACAUAUAUACUUACAUAUAAAUACAGAUAUAUAUAGGUGGUUAGCUACCUGUAUAGUUUAUACAUUAGCUAGCGUAUGUGUUGUUGUUGAUCAUCGAUCGCCGGCGACGACAGGGAGAGAUCGAUCCACGAUGGGUUGCCUGCUGCGGCGGCUGUUCCCGUUCCUGGUCGGCACGGCGGUGGGCGUGUACGCGGCGCAGAAUUACAAGGUCCCCAACCUCCGGGGCCUCGCCGACCGCGGCGUCGACGCCGCCAAGCACUACGAGGAGGCCUACCGCAAGAAGCCCUCCGCCGGCGGCGGCGGCGGCGGGAGCAGGAAGAAGAUGAACAAGACCGUCGAGAUCGACGACGACGAGGAGUAAAUUAGUUGAUACUGCUAGUGCUAGCUCACUAGUUAUUACAUUUUCUAUGAAAACGAGCAGCUAGUGUGUAUGAUAUGUAAAUUAUUGGAAUGUUCUUAUGUGUACACGUAAAACUUAUACGUAAACCUUAUUUGUACUGUUUCUAAAUUAAAAAAUUAAAAAGAACGGAUAUAUUAAUAAAAAUAAAGGACGAAAAAUUGAUCAAA
Molecule: messenger RNA, 840 nt
Organism: Oryza sativa Japonica Group (Japanese rice)
Lineage: Eukaryota; Viridiplantae; Streptophyta; Magnoliopsida; Poales; Poaceae
Source: RefSeq, a predicted model, not a curated record